Molecule: messenger RNA, 4616 nt
Organism: Oncorhynchus keta (chum salmon)
Lineage: Eukaryota; Metazoa; Chordata; Actinopteri; Salmoniformes; Salmonidae
Product: BRD4-interacting chromatin-remodeling complex-associated protein-like
Exons: 13
Coding region: 114-2459 (781 amino acids)
Biological process (GO): positive regulation of DNA-templated transcription
Cellular component (GO): SWI/SNF complex
Source: RefSeq, a predicted model, not a curated record
UGCCUUCUGCUGGAGCGGCACUACCCCGACUACCCGUGCUGUGAUGGCGAGGAAACCCCGUUGACAAGGCACUGCUUUUUCAUGACGCACAGAAAAUAAAGGGUGGUUAAUUAAUGAUUCCAUGCCCGCUGUCAGAAAGCUGUGUCAUGGAUGAUGAGGACGAUCGCCGUCUUCUGGAUAUUAUAGGAGAUGUGCAGGCAUUGAAUGACUACCUCCACGGCUCCACCAACAAGUCUAUUGAAGAGGAUGAUGUGACGAACGCAGCGUACGGCUCUGCUGGAACCUUCUUCACUAGUAACACUGCUGGCUCUAACUCCGGCCUCAAAGAUGGCGAGUUUGAGGAUACUGUGGGGGCUGGCCUCCAGCUUUCCAGCAGCCUAUCGUUCAUCGAGGAUGAGCUGGGGGGAGGAGCCUCUCCAGGAGGAAUGGAUCUUGGAGGAGGAGAGGACCAGCACUUUGACAUCCUGCAGAAGUCUCUCAUGGAGGCAGACAUCACUGAACAGACUCUGGAACAGGAGGCCAUGCUAGACUCCCAACCACCUCCCCCUCCGGCCCCCUCCCCAUUCCCCGCCCAGCUGGUCUCGGGGGGGUACAGCGGCGGGGUCACCACGGCGACAGCAGCGUUUCCCAGUGGUCAGUUUCUCCAGGGAGUAUCCCAGGUGUCCCAGCUGCCCAACGGCCAGGCAGGGGGGCACAUCCAGGUGUUGGGGUCCUUCGGAGGUGGAGGGGUCCAACAGAUCCUCCUCCGGCAGGGUGGGGAGAUAGGGGGGGUGAUGGGGGGAGUAGCAGCAGGGGGGCAGGUGUUUGCUGCCUCCUCCCAAGUGGGCCAGGUGAACCAGGUGGGCUUGCCCUUUAAAAACAUCCCCCUGCAGAAUAUCAUCAUCCAGAGAGGACCAGGGGGCACCCAGGCCCUGGUCAGACCUAUCCAGCCCAAACCCCUUCAAGCUGGGGCUCAGACAGUCUACAGCCUGGGACUCCAGACCACAACCACCACCAUGGUUAACACUGCGGCCCAGGGACACUACACAGCUAACGGCUCCAUCCUGGUCCACUCUCCGCUGGGGCAGCAGAACCAGGGACAACAAGUCCAGGCCAAUCUGGCCCCAGGGCAGUACCUGGUCCACCACAAUGGCUCCUCAGACCCAUCCCAAUCAACCAUGGUAGCCAAUCAGAACACAGUGCAGCUUGUCACCGGGCAGAACUUCACGGCGACGGCGGGUGGUCAGCUGAUCCAAGUGGGAGGCAGUCAGAUGGGAGGCAGUCAGGUGGGAGUAGGAGGAGCCAUGACCCAAAAAUGGCAGACUUUUCCUGGUACUAGCCCUGCCCCCAUCCAGGCGGCAUCAAAUCAGGGGUGUCUGACGCUGGUUGGCACAGCGACCGCAGGGGUUCGGGGUCAGGUGUCGUGCAGUCCAGUGCAGCGCCUCGCAGUGACUCAGAACAGCAGCUCCCUCUCCCCCAUGUCUCUCUCUGGUACUGGUACUGCCACACAGGAUGAGGAAUACUCACAGGCUCAGACACAGCUUGUCAACCUCCUUGGAAACAAAGCUGUGAAAACAAUGACCUCCGUGAGCCAAGACUCCCUGCUAAACACACAGGUCAGCGCUCAGAAGAGGCAAGCCCCUCAGCAGCUCACCAGAGGAGCAAUGAUGCUACAUCAGUUGACGAUGGAUCGUUCAGGGGUUCUGUCACCUGACAUCACCCGCUUCACCUCAUUGGACGAUGCACUGCACAGACUCCUCCCCUACCACAUGUUCCAUGGUGCUCUGCCCAACAAGGAAGAGUUUUCUCAAGUGGAUGAUGAGUUUGAGAUGAUGGCGACUCAGGUGUUGAAGAGGACCCAGGUUAUGAUCAACAAAUACAGACGACUGCUGAUGGUGGAGGCUGAGCGCUCCAGUCCCUCCUCAGAGAUGGUGAUGAUUGACAGGACCUUUAACCAAGAGGAACGGCAGAACCUGACACAGGACAAACGUAUGAUACUGGUUGACCCAGAUGGCUUCUUGGAAGAUUUCUGUUGUGCGGUGAAGCCGUCUCUCCUCUCUCCCCCCUGCCUCCCCUUGGACCCUCUCUCCUCCCCCUCGUCCAGCCAUGGCCAUAGACAGUCAGUGGGGGGGUUGAACACAGACUCCCCUCACAGGACAGACCCCCAGUCAGGCUAUGGAGACCCGGGGGGAGGUAGUGGGGGAGGAGGAAAAGACUCUUAUAAGAGUAUCAUUGACCUGAAGAGAACUCAACAUAGCAACUAUGGAAACAAAGCUGCUUGUAGCAACAACAAGAACAGCAACUAUCACCUUGGAAACGUGGCUGCUACGGCCACAGCGGCAGUGUCGACAGGGACGGAACAGACUCAGCACCUGUCUCACCUGCCCUCUCACCCCCAGGUCCCCCUACCACUCCCUCCCACCCCGCCCGACACAGACUCAGUUCUAGAGGCAGCCGUCAACAGCAUUCUAGAAUGUUAGAGACUGACAGGCAGACGUGCCCAUCACUCUAUCCUUCCAUUCCUCCAUCUCUCAUCCUCCCAUCCUUUCCCCUCAGCUCGCUCCAGGGAUUACAUGCUUGUUGUUUAUUUUCUCCUUCUCUCUCUCAUUGUCAGUCCACUUCAACCAGCUCUGAGUUAGUUACAGCCAUAGAAAUAUAAUCUAGAUUGUAUUUCUAUGGUUACAGUAUUAUAUUUACUGUAGGACAGCCAGGUGUCAUGAUCUUUGUGACAUCAUAUCCUGUUGGGUGUGAGUGGGGAGAGGAUGCAAAGAUUGUCUAUUAUAUUGACAAAAUAGUCGAUUGACUGCUCGAACAAUGGAAAUACAUGUCCUCUAAGAUGGAAGGCAGGUGGGAGGUGGCGAGAUCAGGGAGGACUAUUUUAGCCAAUGAGAGGGCAGAUACGUGUGUGAAUAACAGGCAGGCCAUAGAGAUAGAUGGAGGACUCAUCUCUGUAUCUGUGCCAUCAUAGCGUCUGUGACAGCAUGGGCAGCGCCAUUGAGGCUAUUUCCAUUUUAAAGUAGUACAUUUUCUUCUUCAUUAGCCGAUUGCUUCCAACUCAUAGGAAUCCCCACCCAGUUGGCUACUUUAAAAUGGUGAAAGCCCCAAUGGCCACUUUAAAAUAAGUUAUAUCCACAAAGAGGUCUCUAUAUACAGUAUCUCUAUGAUAACAGGUACAACUCAGAUAUUACUGCCACGUGUGUCCACUUAUAUCAGUGCAUUUGUAACAACCUAACCAUUGCAAAACUUCUAUUUGAUCAAAUAAGCCUCAUGAAGCAAAUUAGCAAUUACAUUUUUUGUUGGCCAAAUUCGACACCCUUUCUCAUUGACCUCUAUACAAACAUUCCUAAAUUCCUGAAACUCAAUGUUAGGCUACGUCCCACAAUGCUGAAGUUCAGGGAGGAGGAAGGUGAUGAUUCUGUGCCUGAGAAAUUCUACGUUGUCCUUGAAAUGUUUACAUGAAGAAGCCUUGUAAGAAAUGUCCUUUUUGCACCUGACAUUACACACCUACACAUAAAAUACAGUAGUAAUUGAUGGAUUGGAAAACUACAACAAAUAUAGCUAUUUUUGUGUUUUCUACUUCAGUCUUCACGGUAAAGUCAAGCCAGAGAAGACUCACUCACACUCUUGUGUCUAUAUAAUGACUAAACAAGCAGCUUUUGGUUUUCUGUCAGUUGUCAUUUUCUUAUUUGGCAUUUUUCUUUUGUACCUUAAAGGUAUGUGACGCCCCUCUGCACUCACACACAUUCACUCUCAUUAGAGUGUAUUGGUGCUGGGGGGAACUAACUCCUCAGAUUGAGGGAGAAAUGUUUCGCCGUGUUUCUUUUUUUGGUUUCAAUUUUUAUUUUAUUUUUAUAAAUCACGAUUUGUGUUGUUAGGGAUGUGUGUACCAGCGAAGUUAACACGCAACCACUGUAACCAUGGUGAGAUUGAAUGACCCUGGAAGGUUAUGGGUUGUAUGUCUUUGCGUACGUACGCUGGACGAAUGUCACUCAUUACUUUGCCUGCUUAACUUUCCUCUAUUCUAUCCAUCACUUCACUCAAGCCUCCUGUCCCGCCCAACAAUUAUACCCCAAUCAACAGGAGAGAGAGAGGGGAGUGUCCAUGCUCAUAAAUUGACUGAAUGAACAGACUGAAGGCUUUAGAGAGAGAGAACACAGCUGUCUGUUUUACAUGUUGUCUUGUCAACCCUCUGUAUUUCAGCCCUGGUCCUGACCACCCCCAUGUCUCAAAUUACACCCUAUGCCUGUGAUAGUGCACUACUUUUGACAAGCUUAUGUGGCGUGGAGCAAAAGUAGUGCACUUAAUGGGAAACAGUUGUUUCACACAGGAGUGCCUAAGGUUGAUAUACUAGGCUCUUUCUGGCAAGGAGUGACACAUUUUUACUUCAUUACCCCCAUUUUCACUGUUUACUUUUGUCUCACUCUACAUGAUUUGUAUAGUUUUUAUAUAUCUCUAUAUAUAUAAAAAUGAAACAAUAUUUAUACUUUUUUGUAAAGAAAAAGAAUGUAAAAACAUUUUGUAUUCUGUUGGCUAUGAAGUGUUCCAAAAGAAAUCGUUACAAAUACUGUGUUGUUCAUUUUUAGUUUGUGUUCACUACAGAAAGAGAAAAGUCAACAAUAAAUUCAUUUGGAAUACAA